Solanum dulcamara is the source of this 2229-nucleotide messenger RNA. Its product is annotated as long-chain-alcohol oxidase FAO4A-like. Lineage: Eukaryota; Viridiplantae; Streptophyta; Magnoliopsida; Solanales; Solanaceae. The coding region runs from base 1 to 2229 and encodes 742 amino acids. The record is from RefSeq and is a predicted model, not a curated record. The transcript is spliced from 3 exons. Gene Ontology annotation, molecular function: flavin adenine dinucleotide binding; long-chain-alcohol oxidase activity.
AUGGAUCCAAAAAUCACAGAAAAAAAUGUUGAGUUCGGGACACUUUCCUCUAACCAGUUGGACUCUCUUACUUCUAUUUGUGAUGCUUUUUUACCUUCAAUUCAUCAUAUUAAUUCAUAUGAAGAAGGCAAUAUUGAUGAUGAUUCUUUCAUUAAGUUCCUCCAAACUUCAGCCUCCAUGAAUGAAACUCCUCUACAUAUGGCAUGGAUGAUAAGCAAUAGAUUGCAAUAUCCUAGGCUGCACUUGUGCAAAUUAGCACUAUGGCUAUUAUCAACAAGGAUUGGAACAUUUAUACUUUGUGGUAAAGCAAGUUUGUCAAGCCAAUUUCCAUAUUUACAAAGUUUUUCAAAGAUUUCACCAAACAAAAGAGAAGAAAUUGUAAAAUCAUGGGCAACAAGCUGUUUCAAACUCCUAAGGAUUCUCUUUUUUGCCAUGAAAAUACUGGGUCUCCUAGUAUUCUUCACUCAGGUGAAUGAGGAAAGUCAGAAUCCAUCAUGGAAAGCAAUUGGUUACUCUGGACCUGAUCCAGAUAUUAAGAAGCAAAAACAAGAAAACAUGGACUCUAAGAAAACGGAUGAUCAACCAUUUGGACCACUUUAUGAAGGAAUCAUUAAUCUAAAAAAUUCACAGAAAAUAACAUUUGAGAGGUUACAAAAACUAGGAUUUUUUGUGUCUAAACCUCAUAAUUUCAAUAACACGACAGAGUGCCCUGCCUUCAUAAUUGAAUGUGAUGCUGUGGUGGUUGGUUCAGGUUCUGGUGGUGGAGUUAUAGCUGGUAUUCUUGCAAAUGCUGGACACAAAGUGCUUGUUCUAGAAAAAGGAAGUUAUCUUGCAAGAACAAAUCUUUCACUUCUUGAAUGGCCUUCAAUGGAUCAAACUCCACAACAUGUACUUAAAGAAUGGUCCGAAAGCUACAAACUCAAAUUGUUUCAAAGUGAAUUCUACAAAGGGGCUAUGAAGAUUGUGUGUGCAAAAAUGGGAGUUCAGUGUGAAAUUGAAGAUGAAGGGUUCCAAAACAUGAUUUUGAGAAAAGGGUGUCAAGAAUUAGGGUAUCCUGUGGAAACAAUCCCUACGAACGCGCCCUCAGAUCAUUACUGUGGAUGGUGCAGCUUGGGUUGCAAAGAUGGGAGGAAAAAAGGCACAGCUGAGACAUGGCUAGUCGAUUUGGUGAAAUCAGGUAAUGGUGCAAUACUUCCUGAAUGUGAAGCCUUGGAAGUGAUCCAUGAAGAAAAAAAUGACAAUUCAGGAAAACGUAGAGCCAUUGGAGUUGCUUUUGCAUUUCAAAAUAUUAAAGGGAUGAGAGAAAUUUGUAUGGUGAAAUCAAAAGUCACAAUAGUAGCUUGUGGUGCUCUUAGCACCCCUUCAUUGCUCAAGAGGAGUGGCUUAAAGAAUCCAAAUAUUGGCAGAAACUUACACCUCCAUCCAGUCGUUAUCGCCUGGGGAUACUUUCCAGAUUUUCAACCAAUAUCUAAUGAAAUAUGGCCAGAGGCAGAGAAGAAAAGUUAUGAAGGAGGAAUAAUGACAGCAAUGUCUAAAGUCGUGGCCAAUUUCGAAGGAUCAGGAUAUGGUGCAAUCAUACAGACACCGGGAUUGCACCCUGGCAUGUUUUCAGCACUAAUGCCAUGGGUUUCAGGGCUAGAUAUCAAGAUGAGGAUGAGCAAAUAUUCAAGAACGGCAUAUAUCUUCACGUUGGCAAGAGACAUGGGAUCAGGGGAAGCAUUUUCACCAUAUUCAAUAACUUACAAGUUGGAUCAAAUUGAUGAAGAAAAUCUAAAAGUAGGCCUAGAGAAGACACUAAGAAUCUUGGCAGCUGCUGGUGCAGAAGAGAUUGGAACUCAGCAUGGAAAAGGGAGGAGUUUGAAGGUUAAAGAAGCAAAUUUGGAGGAGUUUGAGAGGUUUGUGAAAGAAGAAAGUUCAAGAAGAAUUGAAAAGCAUUCAGUUCCUAUAUGUUCAGCACAUCAAAUGGGAAGUUGUAGAAUGGGAAUUGAUCCAACAACUUCAGUGGUUAAUUCCAAAGGCGAAGCGUGGGAAGUAGAAGGUAUGUUUCUUGGUGAUUCAAGUGUCAUUCCAACUGCUAUUGGAGUGAAUCCAAUGGUCACAAUUCAGGCCAUUUCUUAUUGCACUGCACAAUCUGUGCUUCAAAUUAAAAGUUGGUGUAAAUAUUGUUUUUACAAAUAUUGUUUUUACAACUUCAACUUCAGCAUGAAGAAUUGUUUUUCCAAAUAUUGA